UAUGUUGUGGUGAUUAAAACAAGUACUGUAAAGUACUAAAGGUGGAGUUUCUUAUGAAUACGGUGUAUCUAAAUUCGUUUUGCAUCCCCACUAUCUUCAUUAGGGAUGCUCAUCUGUAGCUCUUGCAUGUUUCAGUGAGUCUAUUUUGAGCUUUGUUGCUCCAGAGGAACUGCCUAGAUUGGCAGGGAAAUGUAGCUGAUGAUUCUUAAUCAUGAGGUAACUUUAAAAAUCAUUGCUGAGGUCCUGAACUGGCAGCAGAAGCCAUGUGGAACUGAUGAGAUGAUCUUAGCACGGAACUAACAGCUUGUGGCAUUCCCUUCUGCAGCUGACAUGGGGAUUGUCUCAUGCACAUCUGACUGUGGUUCUAAAUACGGUAUAUAAAGAUGAUGCAAGUACAAAAUGCUGACUGUGCUCUUAACUAAUAACUGCUUCAAAGCUAGUGCAUUCUUCUGAUGCCGUGGAACAAUUUAAGCUACUUUUUUGGGUUGGCAUAACAGUUGAAGUUCUUUAGUUUAGCACUCACCAGAUAGUGAAUUUGUGUGUAUGUUUGUGAAUCUUGAUGUAUUGAACGGUAUGUACUGUACUGCUAGCUCCCCUUUCAAGUCAGAAAGCUCUAGAAUCCUACACUUGAGGAGAAUAUAGUUGCAUUAUCUAGAUGGAUGUUUUCAUAUUCCCUCUGUAUGUUUGCAUUCUCUCUAAUUGCUAGACAUCCUUCUGAAUCUGUCUUUCUGUUUGUUUUCAUUGUAUCCUCUUGUUGGUGUACCUAGAAACAAAGCUUCACAGAAGAGGAGGCCUGAAAACUUUUUGCUGCGAGUAACACAGCAUGCAAAUUGCAAAACUAAAAUAUGGAGAAUGGUUUCUCUAUCUGAUGGAUCCAACAGAAGCCAAAUAAGCAUGAGAUGCCUACGUAACACAGAUUGUCAGGAAUUGUACUAAAUACUUCACUGCUGAAUGGGUUGCUCAGGUACCCUGCCUGUUUUGUUGCUAUGGGAGAUUGGAAGACUGUAACUGUGCCAGUGCUGUCAUCAGAUAGCAAAAAUAUAUUUCAAUAUACCUCAGAGAAAAAGAUAUCUCCUCCAAACAUGAACUCUCAAGUGCUACGCUUGCCACUGCCUUCAUCCAAAAGCAUGCACAGCUUUUUCAGUGCCUUCUGCACAGAAGAGAAUAUUGAACAGAGUAUAUCCUAUCUCAAUAGGGAAUUGACAACAUUGGGCUUUCCUUCUAUUUAUGCGGAGUCAAAAGGAAAGGAAUUAAACUUAAUAUCUAUCAUAAAUUGCAUGAAUGAAUUGCUUGUACUGCAGCACAAGAACCUUCGAGCUCAGGAAGAGGUAGAAAUGCAGCAUCUGAAACUGGGUAGUGAUAUGGAUCACUUACAGAACUGUUAUGCUAAAUUAAAGGAGCAGUUGGAGUUAUCUAAAAGGGAAAUAGUUGGCCUUCAGGAAAGAGACAGACAACUGCAAAGCAAGAACAGGAAUUUGCACCAGUUACUUAAAAAUGAAAAGGAUGAAGUUCAGAAGUUACAGAACAUAAUUUCAAGUAGAGCUACACAGUACAAUCAUGAUAUGAAGAGGAAAGAGAGAGAAUACAAUAAAUUAAAGGAACGCUUACAUCAAUUGGUCAUGAACAAAAAGGACAAAAAGAUAGCUAUGGAAGUUCUAAAUUAUGUUGGUAGAGCUGAUGGGAAGAGAGGUGCAUGGAGGACUGAUAAGACGGAAGCCAGAAAUGAAGAACAAAUGUACAAAGUUCUGCUAAAUGACUAUGAGCAGCGCCAAAAACAGCUUUUAUUGGAAAAUGCUGAGCUGAAAAAAGUUCUUCAGCAAAUGAAGAAAGAGAUUAUUUCACUUCUUCCACCUCAGAAACAAAAACCUAAAGAAAGGUCUGAAGAUGGGCCAGUACUUUCAGACUUGGAGGAGGACAUUGGAGAGUUAAAUAAAGAGAAUAUGUGGGAACUGUCUUGUGAAACUGUGCGAGAGCAGCUUACCAACAGCAUUAGAAAACAAUGGAGAAUGUUGAAAAAUCACGUUGAAAAGCUGGAUAACCAAGUGUCACGUGUGCAUUCAGGAACUUUGAAUGACAAAGAUGUAAUCUCAAGGGAAGACCACGAGCUGGAAACUGAAAAACUAGAGUUAGAAAUUCAGCAGUGUAAAGAAAUGAUCAAAACUCAGCAACAACUUUUACAGCAACAGCUUAUGUCUCCAUGUGAUGAUGACACCACUCUGUUACUUCAGGACUGCUAUUUGCUGGAAGAAAGAGAGCGUCUUCAGGAAGAAUGGAGACUAUUUCAAGAACAAAAAAAGAAUUUUGAGAAGGAACGAAGAAGUUUUACAGAAGCUGCUAUUAGAUUAGGACUAGAGAGAAAAGCAUUUGAAGAAGAUAGAGGAGCAUGGUUGAAGCAACAGUUCUUAAGUAUGUCUACUGAUUACAAGCAGUCUGAAAAUGUGACAACUCCAAGUGCCUUCAUAGGAACUUCUGACCAAGACAAUCGGGUAGUGAACUCGAUGUCUCAGCAAAAAAAACCUCACUGUAUGCUGAGUGGUCCUAUUUCAGCUGAAUCCUGCCAGACUUCUCAGUAUAUUUCACAUAACAGUUUCAAUGCUGCAUUAAAAAAACCUGCUGGGGACAGCAAGCCAAAUCAGUGGGAGGAAAGUGACAAGGAAGAAACCGAGUAAUACACAGACCCAGGAAGACUCUGAAGCUGGCACUCUGCUAUGUAGAAACUUGCACAUAGAACAACUGCCUUAGACUUCCUAGGGUUGCCUGCUGUUUUGUUAGAGAUGUUCAUAAACUUACUGUUCUAAAGUAUAUCAGGAUGCUGUGAGUUUGAUCAUUCUUCUGAAGGGUUAUGUGGUAAGCUGAGCUGUGAUGUGUAUGUAUGUGUGUGCACAUGACUUUUAAUUUUUUUUAGACCAUUUCUUGCCUCUUUUUCUUGCAACUCUUGAAAGAUGCUUAUUUAAAAGUAUAUUAAAGCUUUGAUAUUUUUCUAGUAACAGAAGCUGUGAUUCUGUGAAUGAAGCUAUGGUCUGAAAGUUUGGCUGUAAUGAAAUAUUGGAUCCUAAUGUUUCUUUUCAUCACAGGCAGAGAUAGCACUUUUAGAAAUGGUUUAAUUAUUGGAAACGCUCAUCUUGGGAAACAUCUCAAGCAUAACUGACAUUAAAACUUCUUUUGCCUCAACUUGAAUGUACAGUAUACUGUAGAUUUUUAACAAAACAAGUUCUAUAUUUAUUAAUUUGCGUGACUUGAAAAUACCUCUUUGAUAUUUCAGAUGACCUAAAGCGUGAAAUCUUUAUAUAUUUGUAAAUAGACCAAACGAUUAUGCUGAGAAACCAUGAAAUGAAAUGCAUACAUCCAUAAUAUUAUUUUACGUGGUAUUUUAAAUUGUUUUAUAGUGAUACUCUGUUUACAGAUGCAUUAGGACUUUCAGUGGUUCAGUCAGGAAUAAAAUUAUUUCAAGUGUAAAAAAUAAAUGUGUACGUCUGUUUUAA
Molecule: messenger RNA, 3482 nt
Organism: Phasianus colchicus (ring-necked pheasant)
Lineage: Eukaryota; Metazoa; Chordata; Aves; Galliformes; Phasianidae
Source: RefSeq, a predicted model, not a curated record